This is a messenger RNA of Clonostachys rhizophaga, 1347 nucleotides long. The record is from the annotation of a GenBank genome assembly. Lineage: Eukaryota; Fungi; Ascomycota; Sordariomycetes; Hypocreales; Bionectriaceae.
AUGAGCAAGAACGCAACAAAUUCAGCAGCAGGACAGUCUCCAAAGCUGGAGAUUGCAAUCGCCGGCGGAGGCAUUGCGGGGCUGAUCUCGGCCAUUGGCUUGAUCAAACACCCAGGCGUCAACAUCCAUGUGUAUGAACGUGCUGAAGAGCUUCGGGAGAUCGGAGCAAGCAUUGCCCUCGGGCCUAAUGGGCUCAGUUCUUUGGAUAAUCUAGGGGUCAAAAACGCGUUUGACGACAACAUUUUGUACCGCCAACGAUCUGGAUGGCCCAUGGUCUAUCGCCAUUGGAAAACGUCGGAGAUUAUUGGAUACGAUGAGCAUCGGAACGUCAAAGACAAGAGAUUCAUUACCACCAGGUAUCACCGCGCACACCUCCACAAGGCACUCUACGAGAAUCUUCCGAGUGAGAUAGUGCACUUUGGUAAGAAGUUGGUGAAUGUAAGCGCGGACCGAGACCAGGGUGUUACUUUAUCAUUCGAGGAUGGAACUACUGCCAAGGCAGACAUUUGCAUUGGGGCCGAUGGCAUUCACUCUACUGUCAGGAAAACUCUAGUCCCUGAACAUAAAAUUCACUGGACAGGAUGGGUUGCGCUACGUGCGGUCUAUGAACAGUCUCGUCUGGAUGGUGUUGACUACCCUGAAGGCGCCGCUCACUGGAUUGGUCAUAAUAGGCAUUUGUUUGUGUCGCCACUGGGAAAGGGGCUUUACACAGUUGUGGGAGGCUACCACGCGAAUCUGGAUGACCCCAAAAGCCAAGGCCAUGGAGUUAGGUGGGACGACCAAGGCGAUGUUGAACAGUUCAGGUCUUUUUACAAGGACUGGCAUCCAGCCAUCCGCUCCAUCACAGAGGCUGCGCCGUACAUUCGCCAAUUUCCGGGCUACGCGGCUGACCCCCUGGAGAAUUGGUCAUUUCACGACCGAAUCGUCCUGGUCGGAGACGCCGCGCACGGCCACGGGGGUGCAUUUGCGGCGGGAGGGUCCCUCGCUAUCAAUGAUGCACAUGCACUGUCCCUGGCUCUGUUCCACGUCUGGCCGCCGUCAGCGUCUGCCAGGAAGCCAUCGGUAGCCGAUCUACACAAAGUCUUUGGAAUCUACCAAGCCACAAGAAAACCGCAGGUGGACAGACUGCUCGAUUCGGUGCACAAAUCUGUUGCUGGUCGAAGGGUCAAGACGGACAACGGGGCUGAAGAAACCGAUGAGCAGCUGCGCAAGAGGGUAAGCGAACGGAUGGAUCCGUACUGGGUUGCCGAGCAUGAUGUCGAGGCUACGUUCGAGGCUGUGGUAGCCAAAGCACCCAGCUCUGGGCACCAAGUGCUGGGAAACAAGCCGCCACAGGCACUAUUGUAG